Vanrija pseudolonga is the source of this 612-nucleotide messenger RNA. RefSeq lists its product as uncharacterized. The record is from RefSeq and is a predicted model, not a curated record. Gene Ontology annotation, cellular component: nucleus. Lineage: Eukaryota; Fungi; Basidiomycota; Tremellomycetes; Trichosporonales; Trichosporonaceae. Bases 1 to 612 code for a protein of 203 amino acids. The transcript has 4 exons.
AUGGAGCAGCAGCUCGAAACCUCGGGUUCGGCCCUCGCCACUGGCAGUAUUGCUGCCAGGUUCGUAUCCCAGAACGCCCUCGACGAGGCCACCGCCAGGAGAGAGCAGGAAUGGAAGGAAGCGUACGAGAGGAUAGGACAGGAGCCGCCCCCUCAAAUGCUCGAACAGCCGGAUGACGGCAGGACACUGUAUGAAAUUCUCAAGCAGGAGGAAUGGGAUGACAAGAUGAAACUUUCGAACCAGUAUCGUGGCCUUCAAACAGACGAGCUAGACUUUCUGGCCGAAAAGAUCAAGGAAAAGCGAGCCCAUGAGCAAAAGGUGGCAGAGGAAGACGACGCUGAAGUGAUGGGGUACAAAGAAGCGCUGGCCAAACGCCAAGCGACUGCAUUGGCUGCCGCCGAGCCACAGGUUGCCACUGCGAAGCCAGCACCGCCAGUGAAGCGCAUUCCGCCAAAACCUGCCAAGAAGGACAUCAAGUCUCUGAUGAAGGGUGUGGUCGUCAAGAAGAAGCCCAAGCCACCAACAGCCAGUGCCUCCAAGCCUGCUGUGGAGAGUUCAAAACGACCACUUGAAGGGGGUGACGAGCCAAGUGACAAGAAGCAUAAACCAUGA